Dermacentor silvarum is the source of this 1650-nucleotide messenger RNA. RefSeq names its product DNA polymerase zeta catalytic subunit-like. Lineage: Eukaryota; Metazoa; Arthropoda; Arachnida; Ixodida; Ixodidae. The transcript is spliced from 2 exons. The record is from RefSeq and is a predicted model, not a curated record. Gene Ontology annotation, molecular function: DNA-directed DNA polymerase activity. Gene Ontology annotation, cellular component: nucleus; zeta DNA polymerase complex. Bases 16 to 630 code for a protein of 204 amino acids. Gene Ontology annotation, biological process: double-strand break repair via homologous recombination; error-prone translesion synthesis.
GGCAGACAUGACACUAUGUUGCAUUUUCACCAUUGCAGGCGUCAGCUGCGGCGUGACCCCCGUGCCGAGCCACUGGUUGGCGAGCGAGUUCCCUAUGUGGUGGUUUACGGCCACCCGGGCCAGCGGCUGAUUGAGCUGGUGCGGUCGCCCCUAGAGCUGCUUUCAGGACAGCUACGCCUCAACGCUCACUACUAUGUGGCACGCGUCAUUGGACCCGCGCUCAACCGCGUUCUUCGGCUGCUUGGCUCCGAUUGCCUCCAGUGGUACGAGGAGCUUCCAAGGCCCCGCUUUGUGGCUACUCCCCGUCCAGGCACGAUGGCCGCCUACGUGGUGGUCAACCAGCUGUGCCUGGCAUGCGGCGGCCAGGCCGAGUCGCGGCAGCUCUGUGCCUCGUGCGAGGCGGACCCGGGCUACGCAGCGCUCGUCCUCGGCGGCAAGGUCCAGCGCGUCCAGAAGGCGCUGCUCGAGCUGCAGGUGGUGUGCCACAGCUGCAUGGGCUUUCAGGCCGGCAGCGUCUGCUUGUCAGUCGACUGCCCUGUCCUCUUCAAGACAUCGCGUGUCACUACCGAGGCCCAGCAGGCCCUCGACUGGAACAGCGCACGGAACAGUGUAUCUACCACGUCGUCGUAGCAGCGUUGGCCGCUUCUGGCCGACCCUGUGUUUCAGUGCAAGUCCUACACCAUGGCUCGGCAGUUGCGUUCAUCAUUCCCGUGCACAGUAUUAAUGUCCCGAAGGGGAUGAUCUGACAUUUCUAGCAUGAGUGGGGUGCCAUGGCCGUGAGCUGGACUUCUUUCCAGCGCGUGCAGCAUAAGUGUCUUCGAUGGACGCACUGGCAACGUCAGUCUGGCAGGACAACAGACAAGCUAGCGCAGACGAGGAUAUUGAGUUUGCUCCAAGAUUGCUUUUUUGGCAAGGAUUUUGCCAGAGUCAUUGUGUUCAUCGCAAGUUUGCCACUGCAAGUGUGAAUGCUUCAAGCACAGCCAUGCUUAGCCGUGGUGGAUUUGGACAGGCUUGUAGACUCACUAAACUGUCUAGCCUCAUGCAAGCCCGGUUCAGUGUGGGAGUUAGUCAUUGCAGAAGGAGCAGACAACAGAAACCGUGUACAACUGAACGUUCGCUGCUGAGCUCUGUGAUCGUGCAUGUUUUACUCGGGGGUUCAUUUUCGAGAAGCCACGUGAUCAGGCCUACACAAUUGUGAGGAUGUGCGUUUUUGCCCACAUGUGCAGCUUUCUUUUUCUUUUUUUUAAACCCCCCCCCUCUUUCGGAGCAGACGACAAGAUUCGCUGACUUGCGCGUCUGCUUGGCAAUAGCGCAGCAGUGAGCUCAGGUUCGAAGUUCCGGAUUUGUAUUCUGUGAUCUUGGUGGAGGAAGCAAAUCAUCAGUCAUGGUGGCAGGGAGCCACAUCAACAUCUGCAAGGGAUGCAGCAUAGUCAGCCACAUUUGUUCAUAUUGUUUCUUCAUUUGUGUUGGAAAGUGUGUAAACUGUUUGAGUGCGUUGGGUGAGUGGUGGGUGCGUAGGCUGUGUGCCCUCUCUUAUUCCACAGGUGAGGAGCCAAGGCAGCUCUCCUUGUGUGUGUGUGCGCUGUACAUAUACUGGCUGAGGUGAGCGACCUCAUUGUUUUCAAUUAAAAGGAAAAAUAUAUUUCACAA